This is a messenger RNA of Monosiga brevicollis MX1, 426 nucleotides long. RefSeq lists its product as uncharacterized. The record is from RefSeq and is a predicted model, not a curated record. The transcript has 3 exons. Lineage: Eukaryota; Choanoflagellata; Craspedida; Salpingoecidae. The coding region runs from base 1 to 426 and encodes 141 amino acids.
AUGAGAGAGGAGGAGGAGGGGAAGGUGAGAGAGGAGGAGGAAGCAGGAGAGGAGGACGCUAUCACUCCUGAUAGCACCAAGGAAGAAAAAUGCCAGGAAAACGCGGAGAUGGACGAACGAGUGGAACGGAGAAGGCGAAAGCAACGCAGCUCACAGACUAAAAAGACGAGUCAGCUCCUUCUCGCUCUCUCGCUCUCUCUCGCUCUCUCUCAUCUCUCUCUCUCUCUCUCUCUCUCUCUCUCUCUCUCUCUCUCUCUUUUUGCGUUUCAAGGACUUUAUCUCUCUCUCUCUCUCUCUCUCUGCAGCCAGCAGCUGAUUGACUCUCUCUCUCUCUCUCUCUCUCUCUCUCUCUCUCUCUCUCUCUCUCUCUCUCUCUCUCUCUCUCUCUAUACCUUUCUCUCUACCUGUUACCCUUCUCUUUUCUAA